Messenger RNA from Spinacia oleracea (spinach), 717 nucleotides. Its product is annotated as extensin-like. NCBI's taxonomy places the organism in Eukaryota, Viridiplantae, Streptophyta, Magnoliopsida, Caryophyllales, Amaranthaceae. Bases 1 to 717 code for a protein of 238 amino acids. The transcript is spliced from 2 exons. The record is from RefSeq and is a predicted model, not a curated record.
AUGACUUUAGAGAAUGGGUUGAGAAGGGUGUAUACGGAUAAGGAGGUUAGGGAGAUGACUACUGUUGCAAAAAUGAUUAGCUGUUUGGAGGUGUAUGUAUUACAUGGAGUAGAUGAACCAGAUUUGAUUCCCAUUACCUCCGCACAAUUUGAACCACAAAGAAACCAAGAAGAUAAGCAAAAAACACCACCAAAAAGUUCCACCACUGUAAAACCCAAACCUGAGAAAUUAACUCCUAAGAGGGGUCCACCACCUAAGCCACUAAAUACCCCAACCAGGACCAGUCUUAGGGCACCACAACCCAGAAAAGAUUCUGCCACCUCAUCUAUAGGUGCUACAAAUGCAGAACCUAACCCUAAAACACAAUCUGCCCCCACUGAAACACAAUCUGCCCCACCUCACACAAGUGCAAGUACUAAGAUUCCAACUGAAACUACCCAAACCCCUGGAGUUUUCAACCCAAAACCAACCCCAACCCCUGGAGUUUUCAACCAAACACAACCAAACCCAACCCCUGAAGUUUUCAACCAGACACAACCAGACCCAACCCCUGAAGUUUUCAACCAGACACAACCAGACCCAAACACUAAAGAAGAUUAUGAUUUCUAUGAUAAUAGGCCUGAUAGUCCACUGCCAUAUGAUGAACAUUAUGAGGCAUCUGGUGGAGAUGAGGUUGACAAUCAAGGUGAUGGACUUAUUUAUGACGAGGAAGAAUAA